UAAGAUAACACUUGAUGAGAAACAUACUGUCAAACGGUGUGGCGGAUGUGAAGCUUGUUUGUUUACAAUGGACGUGAAUGGAAGUUGUUUUGGGUCUCCUGUACCUGUUUCACCGCUGAAAGAAAGAAAUGAGCGUCUGCAAAUAAAAAGAAAGGGAAACUGUCGGGAAGAACUGACGAAGAGCCCAAAAAAGAGGCGUAUAUCACCAAAUUCAUAUGCAGGAGACAAAGAAAAUGAUGACUGGGGCUUCAGUGACAGAGAUUCUGGAAUUGUAUCAGACUGUGAUUUAUUGCUGCUUGAAGCUGCGAAGAAUGCAGAGAACAGUUGCACUAAAAUGGAGCAGAGUGGCAGUGAAAAGAUAACAGCUGAAAGACAUGAUAAUGAAGAUUUGCUGGAUAUUGAUGGUUCCAUGUUUGAUGACAUGCUUUUUUCUGAAGAAGAAUCCAGUUUCACUGCACCUGAAAGCAAAGAGGAGACUUUAAAUCUCUCUGGUAGUGAAAUGUGCUAUGUUGUUCAAACAUGGAAGGAUCCUGAAGUGCCAGUAAAUAUGUUUUUGCAAUUGAGGUCAUGUGAAACAAAUCGAACUGCUGUGUGCCAGUUACGACCACCAUGGUCCAGUUUACCAGUCAAAGAAGGGGAUGUUGUGAGCAUCAUUGGAGCAAAAUAUGAAAAAGAAACAUGGUACCUAGAUUUGAAGGCAGGAAUACUUGUCCACCACUCAGAUCUACUUGUGUCUGGAACUUCUGUUGUUGGAUCACUUUUCUGCAGGCGACGUGCUGUCCUUGCAGAGUGGUUUCGUGGGGUGGAUGUUACAGCUGCCUGUGCUGUCAUUGGAUCAUUAGUGCAUACAAUUCUCCAGGAGGUACUUCAGAACAAAAUUCAGGAUAAGAACAGUGUGGAACAGUUAGUGAUGAAAACCUUGGAAAAUCCUGAUAAUUUACGUCAGCUGCUUCUGUGCGGACUGUCAAGUGAUAAAGCUCGAGCAGAGAUAAUGCCAUUUGUGCCUCGAAUUGUGCAGUUUGUGUCACAGCACGUGACACAUCCACAUAAGAAUCGUGGCCUUGCAGUGACCGAUAUUGAGGAUGUGGAGGAGAAUAUAUGGUCUCCACGACUAGGAGUAAAAGGAAAAAUAGAUGUCACUGUGAAGAUGAAGUCACCUGCUAACAGUUCUCAGUUAGCUCCAUUAGAACUGAAGACAGGCAGAGCGACAGCUUCUUCAGAGCACAGGGGCCAGGUUAUGUUAUAUAUACUAAUGUUGCAAGACUUGGGCUACAAUGUUAACAAGGGCCUAUUACUUUACUUGAGGGAUGACGUGUCACUUAUGGAAAUACCAUUUUCUCAUCCUGAAAGUCGUGAUUUAAUUCAGCUCCGAAAUGAACUAGCAAACAACUUGCGUACUGCAAUGCCCAGCGAGAUGGGCCAGCCACCAGUACUUCCAAAACCCAUCUCUCGAACUAAUGGGUGCAGCAAAUGUCCAUACCUUAUUGAAUGCUCUGCCUAUCAGCGGGCAACAGACCCAUCACAUCCCUUGCUUGAAGUUGGUGGUGCAGCACAUCUGAGUGAAGAAUCUAUUAAUUAUUUUUUGUGGUGGACAGGACUUCUGGGAUUAGAGGAGGCCCAGAGGCUCAGCAACUCUAAACUUGCUGACCUGUGGAAAUUAUCAGCAGCAGACAGGGAAAAGAGAGGUAGUUGUGCUUCAGAACUUUCUCUCGAAGGUAAAGCUAUUCAGUGCGGCAGUGUCUUCCGUCAACGAUUGGUUGUUAGCAAUAGAGAUCGUGAUUUGACCACUAUUGGAGGCCUUGCAGAAGGUGAUUUUGUUUUAGUAAGCAGCAACUUACGGAUUGCAGUUACAACAGGAACUAUUGAUAAAAUUGAUCCAUUUGGUAUAGAUAUCAUACUUAACAGAGAUCUCAGAAGCCGGCAUUAUGGUGAUAAAUUUCACAUAGAUGUUUAUGAGAGUCAGAGUUCUUUGUCAUAUCUUAUGACUAAUUUAGGACUGCUUAUGGAUAAUACAGAAGCAGCUGCCAAGUUGCGCAGUAUUGUUGUUGACAGGGCGAAGCCAGAAUUUUCGUCUGAAGAAAUUGGACGCUUGAGCGGUUCAGAAAAGACGAUUACGCAGCACCUCAACAUUGCUCAACUGAAUGCAAUUCGCAAAUCAGUCGCUUCCAGGAAUUACUUGCUUAUUUGUGGAAUGCCAGGCACAGGAAAGACUGAAAUGUUAGCAUCUCUAGUACGCGUCCUUGUAGGACGUGGUGCUUCAGUGCUGAUUACAAGCAACACUCAUUCAGCUGUUGACAACUUGCUGCUUCGUCUGAAGAAACAUAAUUUGCCUAUUCUGCGGCUGGGUUCUGAACAACGCAUCCAUCCUGAACUCCGUUGUUUUUCAGAAGCAGAGCUCAGUAAGGGUUGUAAGACACCUGAAGAACUUACUAAGAGACUCAAUUCCAGGCUAAUUGUUGGAUCAACGUGCUUGGGUACAAAUAGCCCUUUGCUGACAGGCCGGCGAUUUUCUGUGUGCUUAGUUGAUGAGAGCACUCAGACCCUGCAGGUAAUGCUGAUGAGGCCAUUACUUCUCUGUGAACGGUUCAUUCUUGUUGGUGAUCCACAGCAGCUGCCACCAGUUGUGACUUCUUUGAAAGCUAGGCAGCUCGGUCUUGAUGAGAGUCUGUUUACUCGACUGGAUGGACUGGGAGCAACAGUAAUACUUGACUUGCAAUAUCGUAUGAAUCGUGCCAUUGUAAAACUUGCCAAUCACUUGGCAUAUGGUGGUCGGUUACGCUGUGCAAAUGCGGAUAUUGCAAAUGCAACUCUGCGUGUUGAGAAUAUACAGAAGGUUCCACAAUGGAUGUCGAGGAUUGUUUCUCCAGAUAUGUCAGAUGCUGUGUUGUUUGUUGACACGGGUGUAGUUCCAUUAUUAGAAGAAAACAGCAACAAAAAUGGUAGAUGCACCAACAUUCAUGAGCUUGCACUUCUGGCUGCAGUGACCAGCAUUUGGGAGAAAGGUGCUGUAGAUACAAAAGAUAUUGGAAUCAUUGCACCAUUCAGAGCACAAGUUAAUUUGAUAAGGAAAGCACUGCCUUCUCAUGAGGUCAACACUGUUGAUCAGUUUCAAGGACGUGACAAAUCUGUUAUACUUUUGUCAUGUACACGUAGUAAGAAAUCAAUUGCUAAAAACUCUGCCAAAGACAAUGAGACAGCCAGUCUGAAGAAAGAAGAGGAGGAUGAAAUAAAGGAUACUGCCAUCCUUGAUGACAUACGUCGAUUGACUGUUGCUGUGACGCGUGCUAAACAUAAGUUGGUAAUGUUUGGUGAUCGUGAGACUUUGCGACACCAUAAACCAUUUUUUCGAGCAUUUGAACUUUUGGACAAGAAAGGACUGGUACUUUCUGUACAUGAUAAUAGCAAAGAAUUUUUAUGGAAACCACUUGUAGAAAAUGUAUUCAGUGAACUUGGUGUCAAAUCGAAACCUGUCACUAUUAAAUCUGUGAAUGAAAAUUGAUAGUAACUUAAUGAACGGAACUUUUGAAAAUUCUUGUAGUUCAUCACUUAUCAAGAUGCAAAACAAGUUCCCCUUCAUUGCUUCAUAUUGUGUUUCAGUGCAGUUACUAUAAUUUUGAAACCUAUGGAUGGUUAGGUAAUACUACACUGUUUUUUCCGCUGUCAAUAUUACAGUUAAAAAGUGGUGCCAUACUAUAAAAAGAAAGUGUGUAGACAACAAUGACCUGAAAAAUUUCACUUUUUACGUUGAAACAGCUGCAUUACAAAACAUACUUUUCUUUUUGUAAUACGGCUAAGUUGUGUUUUUACUGUUUUGUUAUCAAGCAGAAUAGAACAUUUAGUUCUCAAGAUUUAAUGAAAAUCUUACCUUUAGUUCAAUCAAGCAGAAUAAUCGUGGAAUGUAAACAUUUCUUGCACAUGUUUCUGACACACAAAUUGGGUAUUUCUAGCUUCAGUAGGUAGCAAAAACUAUAUCAUGUAUUCUAGAUUGCGUAAACUGAAACACCUGCUCUUGACAUCUGAGGCCCAGAUAAGCUAGUGUCUCAUGUUUCACAUUUGAUCCUUAAUUAAUUUCACAAGUCAACCUAAAAUCAGCCCCAUUCACUGCAGUGAUUGUGAUUCCAGUUCGUAAUAAUUUGAGUUACUUAACUGUAGUUAAUUGCUGAUUUUCUCAUGGGGUUUCCUUUGACAGAAUGACAUUCCAAUAAUGCAUUGUUGAAUCACUUGGUCUCAAAGUAUGAAGUAAAACAAAUAGUAUGUGUUUCUGUCAGAUAUGAGAAAUCUUUGUGGUAAUAUUAUUUAUAUUGUAAAGUAAUUUAUCUAUAAUUUUUGACUAGUAUGGAAUGAAGCAUGCUGCUGUGUCAGUUUCAUGUGCUUGCCAAAUAUUGACUUAUUUAUGAAUGCCUUUAGCAUUAUUUAUGUUGUCUGCAAAGGGAUGAAAUUAUAUAAUUAUAUCUACAUCUUCAUUGUGAACAUUACUUGGCAACAGGGUGUGCUAUUGCACUGACAUUUACCUAUGAAUGUAUAUUUUGUACAGAUUUUUAUAUAUUUUCAUACACUGUUUGCACUUACAUGUAUUAAUGUGAAAAGAUUGCUAUUUAUAUUUUUGCAUUCUUCUUAAAUAAAUAAAAUAUUUCAAA
Messenger RNA from Schistocerca americana (American grasshopper), 4637 nucleotides. Its product is annotated as DNA replication ATP-dependent helicase/nuclease DNA2-like. Gene Ontology annotation, cellular component: cytoplasm. NCBI's taxonomy places the organism in Eukaryota, Metazoa, Arthropoda, Insecta, Orthoptera, Acrididae. The record is from RefSeq and is a predicted model, not a curated record. The transcript has 20 exons. Gene Ontology annotation, biological process: replication fork reversal. Bases 68 to 3499 code for a protein of 1143 amino acids. Gene Ontology annotation, molecular function: 5'-flap endonuclease activity; single-stranded DNA helicase activity.